AUGGAUAAGACUGAUGAAUCACCAAAAGAAAAUAAUCCUUGUCCUUCCAAAGACUUAACAGAUGAUGAAAAGAAAGCCCGUAUACUUGCAGUGUUGGACAAGUUCCUUGACGAAUACAUAUUUCAAACUACAGCACAAAGUGACAACGAGGACAUGUUAGCUGACGGUUCAGAAACAGAUGUUGUUAUAUUUUUCAUCUGUUUCUGGAUAUAAUUCAUAUGCUAAUUAGUACCAUUCAGAAUGCAGUACUGUUAUCCCCUGCUGAAGCACACCAGCAUAAAUGGGCUGCACUGGCAAAUUGGAAAGGAGGCAGAAACAAAAACAUAGAGAUAGUUCUUCUGCAAGAAAACAGAAAUAGAGACAUUUCAGGACUUAUCCACUUAAUGGGAUCAAACAAGACUGAGCAAGCAAUCGAAAGAGCUAGCAGAGCAGCAGGAGAUGUGCGCAAGAUUGUGGAUGUGUUUGAAGACCAGGCAUCAAUUAAAACAAAGUUGUCUACCCACUCACACAAGUCCUCUACCGAAGACGAGAACAAGACUCUCACUGAUUUGCGAAAG
Molecule: messenger RNA, 557 nt
Organism: Paramuricea clavata
Lineage: Eukaryota; Metazoa; Cnidaria; Anthozoa; Malacalcyonacea; Plexauridae
Source: the annotation of a GenBank genome assembly